This is a messenger RNA of Linum trigynum, 1538 nucleotides long. The record is from the annotation of a GenBank genome assembly. NCBI's taxonomy places the organism in Eukaryota, Viridiplantae, Streptophyta, Magnoliopsida, Malpighiales, Linaceae.
CCGAUUACCAGUCGUAGCGGCUGAUAGUCCGAUUCAAGUCAUAUCAACAGAUCGAGUCAAAGGGGGCAUCUGCAAGUAGUUGUUUUGGUUGUUUCAAAUAAAGAUCAUCCCCACCUUAAGUGGAGGAAGGUUAGGUAGACGUGGGAAGUAGUUCCUGCCGGUUAGGAUUUCUUUGUUCAAGCAUAGGUUAUUUAAGUUCUUCAUGAAUGAAUAAACGGCAAGCAUUAUUGAGUCAAUAGACAUACUGGUUGUUCUAGCCAAGAAAGUAGAGCACUAGCUUCUUCCUGCCAAGAAAAGGAAGAGCACGAUCGAUAUAAUUUCAGCCCAUAUCAUUUGGUAUCAGAGCCCGGCAUGGGCACCCACGCUCAACGUAUCGAAGCUCUCGAAACCGCCACUCAAGAAAACCAAACCGGCAUCCAGGCGAUCAUCAAUCAACUGGUGGCCGUCCAAACCGUUGUCAAUCAGCUCGCGCAAGAUCAAGCAGCCAGGUCCGAUGCACGAUCCGUCGACGAUGGCGAACGAUCUGUGAAUGGCCGUGGCCGACCACAACCACCUGAGGAUGAGGACGAGCGAGACCGCCAGCCCUUCUUUGGAGCUAAGCUUGCUCGUUUGGAGUUUCAUUAAACUAAUUUUAAAUUAAUAACAGAUUAACCAAAAUAUGAAAGUUAAAUGUAACUUGAUUUGUUUAUUCAAAUGCAAAUAUUCGUCAUGUAUCUCAAAGUGUCUUUAAAAUUGGAGGGCUUAAGAAAAUGAUUGUUUAAAACUGAAAUUAAUUAUUUAAUUGAUGUAAACUGAAAUUAAUAACUAAACUGAAGGACUUAAGUUAGGGGUCGUUUGUUUGUUGGAUUUGAAAAAUGAGGGUUUUGGCCAAUAAAAAUCUUGGGAUUUAUGUUAAUUUAUUUGAUUAUGGAUUUGAAGAGUCUAGUGUUUGCAUGAUAGAUUUGAUUUUGGAUUUGUGAUGGAUUUGUUAAAUAAAUAACUAACCAUCACGGACUUGCAAAUCCCAAAUCAAUAUGUGGGAUUUACAAGUCCGUGGGGUCCACGGAUUUGGUUCCAAAAUAAAGACCAAAUUCGUGGACCCCACGGAUUUAGCACCCUUCAACAAACAAGGGACUUAUGUUAAAUCCAUCAAACUUGGGAUUUGGGUACAAAAUCCAUGACCCAAAUCUAACAAGCAAACGACCCCUUAAUUGAUGUAAUUGUAGAAAAGGGGAAAAGGCUUACCAUAAAAAGCAAAGGGAAAGAAGAAACAUUCUUCCUUCCUGGCGGCUUUGACAUGAUCAUUAAGCUAUAAUUAGCAAGGACAAUUUAAAUUGGUUUUUUUUUUGUUACUUGUGUUUUUUGGUACUCAUGCAUGCGUGAUGUAUAAUUUCCAGCAUAUCUUUUCAUUCCCUCUCAAUUUCCAGCAUAUAACAACCAUCUUCAUUAAUAGUAUGUUAAUAAGUGCCCUUGGGCGUUAAAACAACUAAUUAAAUGUGACUUGUGAAAAAAUACAAAUUCCUUAGGAGAUUAAAACGUAAUGAAUUCAUUUUUAACUU